AUGCUGACCCUACUUGUCUUCUUCGUUGUUAUUGUGGCAGCGGUAUACUAUAAUAUUGUCGAGCCUCUAUUCCUCGACCCCAAGAGCAAAAUACCCGGACCGAAGCUAUUCGCCUUUACCAAAUGGCGUUUGGCUCUAGAAGAUUUUAGAGGCAGUAGGACGAGGGCCAUCCAUGCGCUACACGAAAGAUAUGGUCCUAUCAUUCGUAUCGGUCCUAACGAGAUUCAUUGCAACAGCCUGAAUGCUCUUCGCACAAUCUACGGCGCGGGAAGCGGUUUUGAGAGAACAUGGUUUUAUCGCAUGUUUGACGCAUACGGAAAACAGAACCUCUUCACCUUUGAAUCUGGCAAGGACCACGGUGAACGCAAGAAGCUGGUCGCCAACGCGUACUCGAAAUCUUUAAUGCUCACAGGACCGGCUGCUCGUAUGGUACAGGAAAAGGUUACUCAAUACCUGGCACUACUCAAGGCGCAAGGAGAACAGCCACAGGAGAUCUUUAGCAGUCUGCACUAUUUCUCCCUGGAUGCAAUCACUCAUUUCCUCUAUGGCCCGUCUCAUGGUGGCACUUCUGCGUUGAAAGGUAACGCCCAACACCGUGCUUUGCUCAAUGAUAUCGUUGAUCCGACUCGCCGCUAUCUCAGUUGGUUCGCUGUACAUCAGCCUGCAUUGACCAAAUGGAUGUAUACGCGUGAAGGUCUGCUGGAGCAACUACUCAGACCAAUACUGCCCAUGCAGAAGCCGACCACUUAUACUGGAAUUCGCAAGCACGCGCUCGAAGCUUUCCAUCGCUUCAAAGACGCGGCAGAGACGAAGUCGGACAUUCUGGCCUCGGAAUCGAGUAUUAUAUCGCGAUUGUGGACAUCGCAUGAGAGCGUGAAGGGGUCUGGACCUCGAUCUCUGGACUCUCUCGAUAUUGCAUCCGAGUGUGCAGAUCAUUUACUUGCUGGAAUCGACACAACAGCAGACACCCUCAUGUUCCUGAUCUGGGCAUUGUCACAACCGCAAAACUCGCAUAUACAGAAGCAACUAGUCGAGGAAGUGCGCUCACUAUCCGACGAUGCCUUCGAAGAUGGAGUGCCCAAACUCGACGCCAUUGACAAGCUGCCAUAUCUGGAUGCGGUGAUCAAAGAGACUUUGCGCCUUUAUGCCCCAUUGCCAGCUUCAGAGCCUCGCUCGCUGCCCACCGACUGCGUUAUCGAUGGCUAUAGAAUUCCUGCACGCACUAUCGUCAAUAUGUCACCAUACUCUUUGCAUCGCAACGCUGAUGUCUUUGAAUCGCCACUAACUUUCGAUCCUGAGCGAUGGCUUGGACCAACGGACAAAGUAAAUCUCAUGAACAGGUGGUUCUGGGCUUUCUCGAGCGGUGGCAGGAUGUGUAUAGGACUCCAGUAA
Molecule: messenger RNA, 1392 nt
Organism: Aureobasidium musti
Lineage: Eukaryota; Fungi; Ascomycota; Dothideomycetes; Dothideales; Saccotheciaceae
Source: the annotation of a GenBank genome assembly